This is a messenger RNA of Bactrocera oleae (olive fruit fly), 5677 nucleotides long. It is a transcript of the gene Ice1, whose product is annotated as Interacts with the C terminus of ELL 1. The record is from RefSeq and is a predicted model, not a curated record. Lineage: Eukaryota; Metazoa; Arthropoda; Insecta; Diptera; Tephritidae.
UUUGUUAAUGCUUCUUCUAACCGGCAAGUUUUGACAUUUAUAAACAUUGUGGUCAAACGUUUUUCUUCGUUGUUUUUCAAUACGCGUGCUAAUUGCAUAUUAGUCGUGAAUGACAACACUCAUAGUUCGUGUAAUGUAGUUACAAUUGUGCUCUUUCAAUAUCUUGCAUUCUCCAUUGCGGUGCCCACAGCAUACUCAUAGCCAUGACCGACGAGGAGCAUACAUUCAAUUACGAUGAUUUAAACUUGGAAUUUUUGGAGCUUUCCCCACCAAGAAAAAAAGAAAUUCAGAAAGCUGUCACGGCUACAACCUAUACGCAUUCUUUUCGCGCCAAUUCGUAUAAAGCAAAGGAUCUGGCGCAAAGAGUUGCACAAAGUGAUGAACUGGUUAAUAAAAUUGAAUUGUUGAAAAGGGAAAAUUCAGAUAUCCAGCAGAAGCUUAGAGAUUUUCAGAAAUCCGCCAAUCAAAUUCACAAACUAUAUGAAAAUGAAAAAAAGAAAUGUUUGGAUUUGCAAAUGCAAUUCCAAAAUGUGGAGCUCAAAUCAAAUGAUCUGCACGAACAUUGCGCACGGUUGGAUAAUGAAGUGGCCGAGAAAAAAAUGCAGCUGGAACAAUUAGAAGCUCAAUUAGAUAACACAAUAGGUCCCUUAAGCUAUACGGAAUUAGCAAUCAAAUAUCUGAAAUUAAUGCAAAAACUGAAUGAAGAUGAAACAAUGAAAUCGUAUGACAAGCCACUUUUAGAUGCUUUAAGUAAUUACUGUGAACAAAGAGGUAUGAAAGUACCUAUUAUAAAAGUAAAAGCUAAAAAUAAACGUAAACUUAGAAAAGAUAAAGAUAUUCAGUGUAAUCUGCUGGACGCUUCAGAUAAAUUUGUUUCAAGGCAAGUCCAUGCAGCAUCCACACAGACUUCAGUAAUGCAAAGCAACCAGAUGCACACACAAACGGUAGCGCCAUUAGUGAGAGAUAUCCAAACACAAACAAAGCAAACAGAGAAAACCCUCACCAAUAGUACGCAGAAUCAAGCGGUACAAACACGUUUAAUUGAAUUUCAUUCUCAGGGAACACAACAUAUAUCUACUACAACAACACGGGGUACAUCAACUUCAUGCUUUAUCAAAAAACAUAAUGUCGGUACAAUUUUUCCAGAACCAAAGUUAAUUCCAUUAGAAGCAACAUUGGUUGAUAAAUUCUUUGAAGUAUGGAACGUUUCACCGCUUAGUCCAAUAUCCGAUCCAAUUUCGGAAACACCAUUUAAUGAAUUUAAGUUAUCAGAUCCUCCUCCAUUGCCUGAUACAUCUAAGUCUACAGGCACUUGCACUUAUUUAUGUAAUGUGCAUCGCCAAAUAGAUUAUAUUCCAAUUAUGAAACCAAUUAAACGCUCACAAUCCAGUUCACCUUCACCGUUUAUAUAUGAUAAUUUAAAAUAUGAAGUCAAUGCCACUCCAACAUCUACGCCACCACCAUCAGCAUCUCUAUCGACAACACAGCUUAACGAAAACGCUGAAACAGCAGGUUUACCGACAAACAGUAAUAUAAGCAAUAUUAGUAACUUGGAUCCAAUGAUAAGCUCAUUAACGAACCUUCCCGAAAUGCAUCCAGAAGUAUUUUCUACAGUUUGGCAAAUGGCUGGUCAAAUGUUUAUGGGACUUUUAUACCCGCCUACCAGUAACCACUUGCGAGCCCAACAGUUUAAUAGGUCUGGUGAUUCACAUAACUUGCAACAGUUUCAUAAUUGGAUACAUACAUUAUACGAAUCUAGGCAAAUUUCACAGCAACAAACGGCAUCACCGUUACCAACACAAUGUGAGCAACAAAUAAACAGAAGGGAAAACACCUUCGAUUUCAGUAGAGUAAUUAAUAUGAACGUAACACAAUCCAGCGAUGUUUCAACACAAAUUGAAGGUACACCGAGAGAAAUCGGCUAUGGUGGCAACAUAAAUGUAAUGAGUUAUCUUAGCAAUAAUAAUAUUAGUACAGAUGGGACUACACAAACUGGAUGUGAUGAUUUGGAAAAGUUAAUAUUUAAGGAACCACUUGAAAUACCCAAACGAUCCGUCAAACAAGUGCGUGGUCAGAAAAUUGGCACAGAAGAACCAAUAUAUACCAGGAAACGGAAGGAGAACAGAAAACGAAAGCAUCGGAAUAAAACAAAAAAGGCAAAACUAGUCGCGACAUCUAUUAUAAAUAACGAAACCGAUUCUAAAUCUGAUGAUGGAACAGUUACAGUAGACCGAAAUGAAAAACACUUUGUGACUGCUGUCGAAUUUUGCGCCAAUCUGUACAGUUUCAAUCAAGAUCACCAUAUAGAAAACGAUCAAAAUGGUGCUAUAAUGGAUAGUAUCUACUCGGCACACUUAGAAGAUGAUUAUAGUAUUGAAUCUGUAAAUAUAAAGCAUACUGGAGAUGAAAAACUGAAUAAUACUAUUAACGAUUUAGAUAUUAGUGCUGGAAACUCGUUAUGUGUUAAUGAAAACCCAUUAAGUUUGUUACAAGAUAAAAGCAGUGCCAAUAUUGUCUUGUCUGAACACAUAAAAGUACCUGAACUGUCCGACAGUGAAAAAAGCAAAUGUGAUAAUUUCGAAAUAAUUGAAGCCAGAUGUUUAAUUGAAAAUCAACCGAAAGUAUGUGAAGAACAAACCAAACAAAAAUUGCAUUUUGCAUAUAAAAUAUUUGGAAGUGAUUCAGAUGAUAGCGACAUUGACAUUGUAAAUACAAAUAACUCGCUACAACAAAAACAACAACAUACAAGUAGCACCACACAAUUCGAUAAUAAUAUAUUUAUUACAAACGAUGUUAAUACUGAAAUUUCUGCUGUUUUGAAAAAACCUGUUGAAAGCAUACACUGUAAAGAGCGUUUAAUAGAUAAUAGGUUAGAGGAAACCCAAAACAUUGAGAUAAUACCGGACAUUUCAGAAAGUACCCAUAACCAAGAAGAAUUGAAGGAAAAGGAUGCUGAAUUCAGUAGUAUGAAGUUUACAGAUCCAUUCCAACAACUAAACAUUGCUGCAGAUAUUUCCAUACAUCAUGAAGAAGUACAUAAAUUUGAGCUUCUAAAUAUUCUCUCGCCUAAUACCAAUGAGUUAACCAAAAGAACCGAGAAUCAUGAUAUUGCAGACACUUAUAACCAUCAAUUUUCAAUGAAAGCAGCCGACUCCCAACAAAAUGAGGCUAUUUCAUUAACAUCAACAACAACAGCAUCUAUUCAUCCUUUAUACAAUUCACAUAGCGAAAAUGAAGAAGUGGACGAACCCAUACUUGUUAUAGUGGAAGGAAGUCCACAAAAUAUCAGUAAAAAUAGAACCCACUCCGAUUCAAGUAUAGACUACGAUGCGGCAUCCGAUGAUAGAAUAACUCAAACAUGCUCAAAAAGUGCUUCUCCUACAAGUAGCAGUGGUUCCGAUAUCUCUGUACUACCAGAAGGAUCAGUUGUGGACAACUUAUUGGCGAAUGCUCCAACAACACAACUAGUCACAAGCAUAUUAAGUGAAUCGGCAAAUGGGCAGAAAGUGCCUUGUAAGCGUGGUCGUAAACGAAAAAGUUCAAUGACCGCCGUUACAUUCUGUAAGCGCUCAGCACGUUUGCGAGAUAAACAAAAGCGUGAUAAUCCGUUAAGCAGCGAUGAGGGUUUGUCAUCGCCAACAAAGGACUCAAAUGAUCAGGAAAACUUGUCAACCCAAAGAAUUAAUAAUUAUUCCUGUAAGGAUAACGAAUCAAAUUUGUCCAACUUAACCAGUUUAUAUCAAGCCAAAGACAAAACGUUCCAAUCAUCAACUAACGAACAUACUAACGAUCAGUUUACAAUAUAUAACGAAAUGAAGCAAAGGUCAAAUAAAGGCGGAAAUUGUGAAGCCCAAAUUAUUAGUGAAGUGCAAGUUAGUACGAACGACACAUUUGAAAAUAUAAAUCCUGCUGCCGAUACUUCAAAUGCAAUAGUUAACAAACCUUUUGCCUUAACACAGCAAAUCGUUAAACGGGUUAGCACAAUUGAGUACACCUUGCCAUCCAGCCCAGAACUGAGUUUAGAAAUUAGUUUGCAAAAUCCUGAGCUUAAUUCAACGAUUAAUCAUUUAGAUUUAGAAUCACCAAACUCACCUCCACCAGAGACAGUCAGUGAAAACUCAUUAGCUGACAUGCAACUAACUCCAAUAAUUCCAUUGGAAAUGAACAGAAGCCAUUAUCCUUCCAGCCAAAAGAGUAGUGUGCUGCAAAACUUUAUCAGCAAAUAUUCUUUUGAACUUUUUGCAACCAUAACGGGAAAAAGGAAAGAAAAUGCAGUAGAAUCUAAAAUCGCAAUUCAAAUUGCAAACUUUCUGGACACAACCCGCGACCAAGUGGAUGUGACAGCUGCUACACUUGCCGCAUCUCUACUGGAACAAAUGGCGGAUUGUGAAAUAUUAGCCAGUCUGAUAAUUGAUCAAAUUUGCAAAUCACCACGCCCCGAAAUCGAGUUGAAUUGUGAGUUAGCACGCGUUCCACCCAAAUACAUCGGUACACACUUGCGACUUAUAUCGAUCGUGUUGCGGUACUUACAGCAAAAAUGCCCAGAGAUCAUCGCUGCGUUGCUGCAAAAAAUUGAAAAUAGACUGUUUAAUUACCAGCGGAAUGAAAGGUUAUCAAUAAACAUUCUUUUGAAUCUUACACAAUUGUACUUGGUUGUCAUACCACUCCAUAAUGCUGCACACAAUCCGGCGCGCCUCUUCAUUGCCAAAUGUUUAUAUUAUCACAACAAGUUGGCAUCACCAAUGAUCUACGAAGUACUUUGCUGGUAUCCUACCACGCUGCCACAUCGCGAGGAAUCUAAUUAUGAUAAAUCAGAUGCACUUAUCACCGUUAUUCAACAUUUGUUAAUGGCUACAACAUACGAUAUGGAUACUAAGGAUUUACGUCAUAAAGAACUUCUAUCAAUGUUAAGAUUCGAAUAUCACUUUGAACCCUUCAAACCAAAAGCACUCGAAGUUUUAACGAAUCUAGUGACAAAACUUAAAACCGGCAAGCUAACAAAUCUCAUGUAUGCCUUUGCCAUCUGUUGCAAACGAAAUUCUAAACUUGUAAACAUUUUACUACAGCAACAAUUAUUGCCACUAGCCGAAGAAUACUAUAAGCGUGUGCAGCAUACGAACGAAUAUGAUGAACGUAUUGCUGCUUUACUCGACUGUAUAUCGGUCGUGGUGAAGCCGCUGCCUCUCACUACAGAUAUCUCCACUUACUUUUCGAUAUUCGAACGCUUCCUGUGCGCUGUACAGCGUCCGGUCGUGCAAGAAGCGGCUAUAUUAGCCAUAUUGCGCUUUCAACGAUUUGGUCAAAAACGCUGUUUUCAUGCACUCGCAGACUUCAAACCUCAUUAUCCACUGCAAAUGCUCACAACUAAUGCGCUCAAAACUUUUAUACAUAGAAAGCCGUUAAAAUACUGGAAUGGCUUAAUGCAACAAACAAUUUCUAAUUAAAGCAAAGCUUUAGCUAACUUUUGAAGCGAUUAUAUCUUUUAAUUAUUUAUAUUUUGAAUUCGUUAUAUCACAUAAAUUACAAUGAUCGUGAUUUCUAGAUUGCGUCUAAAUAAAUAUUUAUUUUAUUUGUCUACUGUGCGUAAGUUAGAUGAGUUAAGUUCAAGAACGAAAUGUAUAUUUUUCCAUGAAAAGUUAUAUAAAUAAAUUUUAUAAAAGUGAAAUUUAAAUACAAA